This is a messenger RNA of Magnolia sinica, 1311 nucleotides long. RefSeq names its product aspartic proteinase CDR1-like. The transcript has a single exon. Gene Ontology annotation, biological process: proteolysis. The coding region runs from base 1 to 1311 and encodes 436 amino acids. The record is from RefSeq and is a predicted model, not a curated record. Gene Ontology annotation, cellular component: extracellular region. Lineage: Eukaryota; Viridiplantae; Streptophyta; Magnoliopsida; Magnoliales; Magnoliaceae. Gene Ontology annotation, molecular function: aspartic-type endopeptidase activity.
AUGGCUCUCACCAUCCUUUCUUUCUCUGCUUUCAUCUUCUCUGUGGUCUUAUUCUUUUAUCUUCCCAAUAAGCUUUUCGUCGAAGCCGGCAAUGGUGGCUUCACCGUUGAACUCAUCCAUCGUGAUUCCCCACGAUCACCGUUUUAUAACCCUUCCGACUCCUUAUCCGAUCGUGUAAUUCAAGCCGUCCAUCGCUCAAAUUCUCGGAUCGACUACUUCCGUAUUUCUUCCAAACCUUCUUCUGUUUCACCCACAUCCGUCCGAUCUGAGGUUGUUCCCAAUGGCGGUUCAUAUCUAAUGUCGCUCUCCAUCGGAACACCUCCCGUAGAAAUGCUUGCAAUUGCUGACACCGGAAGCGAUCUCAUUUGGACCCAGUGCAAUCCAUGCGAUGGAUGCUACCAACAGGAAGCCCCUCUCUUCGAUCCUGUCGAAUCUUCUACUUACCGAAAUAUAUCAUGCCAGUCGAAUUCCUGCCAAUCGCUGCCGCAGUCUUCAUGCAGUGUCAGUCGCAGCUGCGAUUAUUCAUACAGCUAUGGAGACCAAUCUUUCACCAAUGGAGUUCUUGCAUCAGAGACACUCACCUUCGAUUCCACCGAAAGAUCAACCGUCAAAAUUCCAAAGAUAGCAUUCGGAUGCGGCCAUAACAAUGCCGGAACCUUCGAUUCCCAUGGAGCUGGGCUAGUGGGCCUUGGAGGCGGCCCGCUUUCUCUCAUUUCCCAAUUGGGUUCUUCAAUCGAAGGGAAGUUCUCCUACUGCUUGGUUCCACUCCAGGAAAACACGACGAGCAGUCAACUGAAUUUCGGAGACACUGCUGUAGUCUCCGGAAGCAAUGUCGUUUCAACCCCUUUGAUUUCCAAAGAUCCCAAUACAUUCUACUAUCUCACAUUGGAAGUAAUCGAAUUUGGUGAGAAAAAUGUAAAGCUACCAGGCGGAAAUGGAAACAUCAUCAUCGACUCCGGCACGACUCUUACGUAUUUAGAGACAAGUGUGUAUGAUGAGUUUUCAUCGGCAUUGAAGGAAUCGAUCAAUCUAAAGCCGGCCCAAGAUCCAUCUCAGACGUUCGAUACGUGUUAUGAGGCCGGGCAGGAAGCCAGCCUCCCCGACAUGACAUUCCGCUUCACCGGAGCCAAUCUGAUCUUGAAACCAUUGAAUACAUUUAUCCAAGUUUCGGAGGGUGUUGUCUGUCUUGCACUGAUGCCCAUGCAGGAUUUCUCUAUCUUUGGAAAUAUAGCUCAGCAGAACUUCAAAGUAGGGUAUGAUCUUGUUGGGAAGAAGGUCUCCUUUGCUCCAACUGAUUGCACCAAGAACUAG